Molecule: messenger RNA, 1152 nt
Organism: Caenorhabditis bovis
Lineage: Eukaryota; Metazoa; Nematoda; Chromadorea; Rhabditida; Rhabditidae
Source: the annotation of a GenBank genome assembly
AUGGAUAGUGUUCAGGAGGCCAACGACGAGCAUCGCGCGACACCAUUCGUCGCCCAUCACACCACCAAAUCGAUUGUCAGCAGCAAAAAGCCCGGCGUUCGUCCAGCCAUGCAGAUUUAUCGUCCACCAGGACUCCGAGCCGACGGAACACCGAAUUCCGGCGCGACGACGACGAAACCGAGACCGGCAGCCGGUUCAAAGCUGUCCAACAACGGCGAAAAUGAGACGAAUGCGCUCAAAGAAGAGAACAACAACAAGAAGGAGUGCGGCGAGUCGACGAGCUCGCGCGCGAGCUCACGCGCCUCCAACGAUCGUCCGAUGAAUGGCGGCGGCGCGAGCCUGAUGCGUACCGAGAGCUCGCUGAGCACCGAAUCGACGCCCUCGUCGCAGAAGUCGUACGGCUCGAAUUCGAAUAAGCACAACGGUCAACAGGGAAUGCAAUUGAAGCGAAUUAGCAACGCGAAAAAAGAGCACCUCAAGAAGAAGGUGAUGACGGAGCACGAGGUGGAGAAGGCGAUCACCGAGCUGCGCGCGCUUCAAAUCGCCUCGCACGGCGCCCAAAUCGAGCAAUGGAUCGGCGGCGCGUUUUGCGACGACGAGCUCGCCGAGACGAUCGGCGCCGCGUUGUGUCGACACGCGAUCGAGGGCGGCGGCGGAAGCGGCGUGGCGAUAAUCUGCGCCAACUUCCGCAACUCGCCGUCGAUAUCGGCGCUCGUCAAGGGCCUCACCAUCGCGUUGUCGCAAUACCUCGAGUGUCGGCACAAGAUACGCGAAGACCAUUUCCGAAUGUGGAUCUCGUUCAUUCAAUUCCUCACCGAGCUCUAUGCCAACAUGUCGUCGGAAUCGAAAGGCGAUCUCGCCAACAUCGUGUUCGACGUGUUCAACUUCCUUCUACGGCCGCCGAUUUUGGAGCACGUGAAAAUCCAGGAGCUCGAGUGCCUCAUCUCGAUUCUCAUCAAAGGCGGCUACGAUUUGGAGCGCGAGUGUCCCGAUCAGUUGGCGUUGCUCAAGGAUUUGAUACGUGACGCGUUCAUCGAUGCUCCCGAGCCGUGGGCGCGAAAAAUGAUUCUACUUCUGCUCGAACUCGGCGCAUCCGGUUGGAAGCUUCCAAUUGACGCAAACGAGUACUAUUUCAAUGAGACCUCCAAUUAG